AUGGCUCCGGCGCAAAAUAUAGACGUCGGCAAUCUGGAAACCAAAGAAGAGUCCGUCACCCACGGCAGCUCCUACAGCAUGCCGCCGUCAGAGUACUAUGACGAGCCGGCACCCCGGCGCUUCCACCGCUUCGUCGACAGCUUCAAGCGGGACAACAACCUCUCCUUCUUCCCCAGCGAUCAUCUCAGCCAAGUCAACAGCCAUGCUAGCCAAGGGCGUUACGGCACGCACUACUAUGACCUGCGCCUCGCCACCCUCGAGUCGGCCAACACGGGCUUGGCUCGAAAGCUCAAAGGAAGGCACUUGCAGAUGAUUGCCAUCGGCGGGUCAAUAGGUACUGGUCUUUUCGUGGCUUCCGGCAAAGCUCUGCACUCUGGCGGGCCCGCGUCAUUGUUGAUCGCUUUCAGCAUUGUCGGUCUGCUGCUGUAUUGCACUUGCCAGGCGCUGGGUGAACUGGCCGUCUUGUUCCCGAUUGCCGGCUCCUUCUCAUCAUGGGCGACCAGAUUCAUCGAUCCGUCAUGGGGAUUUGCCAUGGGCUGGAACUACGCGUUUCAAUGGCUCACGGUGCUACCCCUCGAAAUAAUCGCUGCCUCUCUGACCAUUGGUUACUGGGGCGACGGGCUGCCGAGAGCCGUCUUUGUCGGCGUAUUCCUCGUCGUCAUCCUGCUCAUCAACUUGUUCGGCGUCAAAGCCUACGGAGAAGCCGAAUUCACCUUUUCCAUCAUCAAGGUCAUUGCCGUCAUUGGCUUCAUUCUCCUCGGAAUCGUUCUCAACUGCGGCGGAACGCCGGACCGGGGAUACAUCGGCGGCGAGUACUGGCACGACCCUGGCCCUUUCAACAACGGCAUCAAGGGCCUCUGCAGCGUCUUUGUCACCGCAGCGUUCGCCUUCACCGGGACGGAGCUCGUAGGGCUGGCGGCUGCCGAGACGGCCAACCCGCGCAAAUCUCUCCCCACCGCCAUCAAGCAGGUCUUUUGGAGAAUCACGCUCUUCUACAUUGUCACCCUUACCCUCGUGGGGCUCCUGGUCCCCUACAACGACCCUCGCCUCAUUUCCGGCGGCAACAAGGCCAACGCCAAAGCCUCGCCCUUUGUCAUCGCCAUCGAGGAAGCCGGCAUCGAGGUCCUGCCGUCCGUCAUGAACGCCGUCAUCCUCGUUGCCGUGCUGUCCGUCGGGAACUCGGCCGUUUUCGGAUCGUCGCGAACCCUGGCCGCCCUCGCCAACCUCAGCCAGGCGCCCCGCAUCCUCGGCUACGUCGACAAACGCGGCCGGCCGCUCGUGGCCAUACUCGUGGCCGGCGCCCUGGGCCUGCUGGCCUUCCUGGCCGACCUCAAGCAGCAGGGCACCGUCUUCGACUGGCUCAUCGCCAUCUCCGGCCUCUCCACCGUCUUCACCUGGACGUCCAUCUGCCUCUGCCACAUCCGCUUCCGCCGCGCCUGGGCCGCCCGCGGCCGCGGCCUCGGCCAGAUGGCCUACACCAGCCAGGUCGGCGUGGCGGGAUCCUACGCCGGCCUCGGGCUCAACCUCCUCGUGCUGGUGGCGCAGUUCUGGGUCGGCGCCUUCCCCAUCGGCUGGGAGGACAUGGCCGCCUCCAGCGUCGCGCAAAACUUCUUCCUCAAGAUGAUGGGCGUCCCCAUCAUCGUCCUCUUCUACGCCUACCACAAGAUCUUCUUCCGGACCCGCUUCGUCAGGACGUGCGACAUGGACGUCGACACCGGACGGCGAGAUUAUAACCUGCCCAUCCUGGUGGCGCAGGAGCAAGAAGAACGGGCAGCCUGGCCGAGGUGGAAGAGACUAUACAAGUUUAUGUGUUAG
Messenger RNA from Ustilaginoidea virens, 1815 nucleotides. RefSeq lists its product as uncharacterized. The transcript has 4 exons. Gene Ontology annotation, molecular function: amino acid transmembrane transporter activity. The record is from RefSeq and is a predicted model, not a curated record. NCBI's taxonomy places the organism in Eukaryota, Fungi, Ascomycota, Sordariomycetes, Hypocreales, Clavicipitaceae. Gene Ontology annotation, biological process: amino acid transmembrane transport. The coding region runs from base 1 to 1815 and encodes 604 amino acids. Gene Ontology annotation, cellular component: membrane.